Otolemur garnettii (small-eared galago) is the source of this 1131-nucleotide messenger RNA. RefSeq names its product guanylate-binding protein 4-like. The annotation marks the transcript as partial. Gene Ontology annotation, biological process: defense response to Gram-positive bacterium; defense response to protozoan. The record is from RefSeq and is a predicted model, not a curated record. Gene Ontology annotation, molecular function: GTP binding; GTPase activity. Lineage: Eukaryota; Metazoa; Chordata; Mammalia; Primates; Galagidae. The transcript is spliced from 7 exons.
CAGCCAAGGGUGGAAGAGGGACUGGGUUUCAGAGUCCUGGUGCUGGAGCCCACACUUUUCUUCCACCUCUUCUGCCUCAGUAAAACAAGGGGGGAAAAGAGAGAGUGAAAGAAAAUGAAAAAUAACAAAAAACCCAGUCGUUUACUCCUCCUGCCCCAAACGCUUGUGCUUUCGCUUUCAGUUCGCUUCCUUCCAGCCCUUUGUGUGACAUUUUAACACCCCUGCCCGCUUUCAGCUUCUGAGAACAGCAGGUUUCCUGAGGCUUUUUAAAGGCUGACUCAGGAAGAAAACUGGGGAGUGACAAGGGCUGCUGAGAACUGAGAACUUGUCCUCUGCUGCUGAGUCUGCGGCACACGCCAGGAUACCAUGGCAUCUGAAUCCACCAUGAAGGCCCCCAUUUGUCUGGUAGAAAACUUGCAAGAGAAGAUGAUGGUGAAUCCAAAAGCAUUACAGAUUCUGAAGAACAUUUCUCAGCCUGUGGUGGUGGUGGCCAUCGUGGGGCUAUAUCGUACGGGAAAAUCCUAUCUCAUGAAUCGUCUUGCAGGAAAGAAACAGGGCUUCCCUCUGGGCUCCACAAUAAGGUCUGAAACCAAAGGCAUCUGGAUGUGGUGUGUCCCCCACCCCUCCAAGCUGAACCAGACCCUGGUCCUUCUGGACACUGAGGGCCUAGGCGAUGUGGAAAAGGGGGACUCUCAGAAUGACUCGUGGAUCUUUGCCCUGGCUGUGCUUCUGAGCAGCACCUUUGUCUACAACAGCAUGCACACCAUCAACCACCAGGCCCUGGAGCAGCUGCACUACGUGACUGAACUAACAAAGCUAAUCAAGACAAAAUCUUCCCCAGGAACUGAGGAAGCAGGGAGUGCUGCUGAGUUUGUAAGUUUUUUCCCAGACUUUAUUUGGACUGUACGGGAUUUUGCAUUGGAACUGAAGUUAAAUGAACAUGUCAUCACAGAAGAUGAGUACCUAGAGAACGCCUUGAAGCUGAUUCCAGAAACCAACCCCCAAAUCCGCAAUUCCAACAUGCCUAGAGAGUGUAUCAGGCGUUUCUUUCCCCAACGGAAGUGCUUUGUCUUUGACCGGCCUACCAGUAACACAAAAGAUUUACUUCAUCUGGAAGAAGUGCCAGAAGAC